AUGUCGAAGCGCGACGUCGUCCUCACCAAUGUCACCGUUGUCCAGCUGCUGCGACAGCCAUGCCCGGUAACCAGAGCACCGCCCCUACCUGAACCCAAAGACAAGGCAGAGCCAGAGCCCCAGCCUGAGCCCAAGCCCACAAUGGAGCCAGUCACUGAGCAUGUACAAGCUGAGCCCCCGCCACCACCACCAGCAGCUGUGAAGCCUUCUGUGACCCGGGAGUUGACUGUUGGCAUCAAUGGAUUUGGACGUAUUGGUCGUCUGGUGCUCAAGGAGCCCAAAGAAAUCCCCUGGAAGGCCGUUGGGAGCCCCUUUGUGGUGGAGUCCACAGGCGUGUACCUCUCCUUAGAGGCGGCUUCAGCCCACAUCACGGCAGGUGCCCGGCGUGUGGUCAUCAGCGCACCCUCACCAGAUGCGCCCAUGUUCGUCAUGGGUGUGAACGAGAAGGCGUAUGACCCUGGCACCAUGAAAAUCGUCAGCAAUGCAUCCUGCACCACCAACUGCCUGGCCCCCCUGGCCAAGGUCGUCCACGAGCAGUUUGGGAUCGUGGAAGGACUGAUGACCACGGUCCACUCCUACACAGCGACCCAGAAGACCGUGGACGGGCCGUCAAAGAAGGCCUGGCGGGAUGGGCGGGGCGCCCACCAGAACAUCAUCCCUGCCUCCACGGGGGCUGCCAAGGCCGUAGGCAAAGUCAUCCCAGAGCUCAAAGGGAAGCUGACGGGAAUGGCGUUCCGAGUGCCCACCCCGGACGUGUCCGUCGUGGACCUGACCUGCCGCCUGGCCCGGCCUGCCACAUACUCGGACAUCAAGAAUGCCAUAAAAGUGGCUGCCAAGGGCCCCAUGGCUGGCAUCCUUGCCUACACCGAGGAUGAGGUGGUCUCCUCGGACUUCACCACCGACCCCCAUUCCUCCAUCUUUGAUGCCAAGGCGGGCAUAGCUCUCAACGACAACUUCGUGAAGCUCAUUUCCUGGUAUGACAACGAGUACGGCUACAGUCACCGGGUGGUCGACCUGCUGCGCUACAUGUUCAGCCGAGAGAAGUGAAGGGCGAGGCCGCCCCCAGCCCGCCUCGCUCCGUAGGCUAGAACCUUUAACUCCCAGCCCGCACUCGGCUCCCCCGAGGAAGAAGGGCACCAUACGUGAGGGCCCUGCGCCGCUUUGCCCGCUGAUGAAAUUAAAAAAAAAAAAAAAGCAGAAGGCUUACAACUGUGUCCUGUGUCUCUCCGCCCGGCCUUGGCGGGUUCAGACCCGGGUUCAAGGACCCCCUCCUUCCCCCGCCUUAACUCGAUCGACCUGCAUCCUUGGCUAAGGGGUCGUAGCCUCGACUCCGAACCACGCAGGUUCCAUUCCAGGGAAACGAGAACGUCCGCACUGGUGUUUACGGCCCAGCGUGGCCGUGAGCCGGUCCCCAAAAGC
Messenger RNA from Trichechus manatus latirostris (Florida manatee), 1419 nucleotides. It is a transcript of the gene GAPDHS, whose product is annotated as glyceraldehyde-3-phosphate dehydrogenase, spermatogenic. Lineage: Eukaryota; Metazoa; Chordata; Mammalia; Sirenia; Trichechidae. Gene Ontology annotation, cellular component: cytosol. The record is from RefSeq and is a predicted model, not a curated record. Gene Ontology annotation, molecular function: NAD binding; glyceraldehyde-3-phosphate dehydrogenase (NAD+) (phosphorylating) activity. The transcript is spliced from 10 exons. Bases 1 to 1047 code for a protein of 348 amino acids. Gene Ontology annotation, biological process: glycolytic process.